AUGCCCACUAUCGAGGAGAGAGUAAAGAAAGUAGUUGCAGACCAACUUGACAAAAGGCCAGAGGCGAUCAAGAAUGAUGCCAGCUUUGUGGGUGACCUGGGUGCCGAUUCUCUUGACACAGUCGAACUUAUAAUGCAAUUGGAAGAGGAGUUCGGCAUGGAGAUUAAAGAGGAAGAUGCUGAACACCUCAAAACUGUCCAAGACGCCAUUGACUACAUCAGAAACAACCAGCAGUAA
Molecule: messenger RNA, 237 nt
Organism: Aspergillus nomiae NRRL 13137
Lineage: Eukaryota; Fungi; Ascomycota; Eurotiomycetes; Eurotiales; Aspergillaceae
Product: acyl carrier protein
Exons: 4
Coding region: 1-237 (78 amino acids)
Biological process (GO): fatty acid biosynthetic process; lipid A biosynthetic process
Cellular component (GO): cytosol
Molecular function (GO): acyl binding; acyl carrier activity
Source: RefSeq, a predicted model, not a curated record